Anolis sagrei ordinatus is the source of this 3950-nucleotide messenger RNA. RefSeq names its product basonuclin zinc finger protein 1 (gene BNC1). The record is from RefSeq and is a predicted model, not a curated record. NCBI's taxonomy places the organism in Eukaryota, Metazoa, Chordata, Lepidosauria, Squamata, Anolidae. Gene Ontology annotation, cellular component: nucleus. Gene Ontology annotation, biological process: regulation of transcription by RNA polymerase I.
ACCCUGCUUGGAUGGGAGGCUGGGCAGAGAGGCGCUCCUGAUGCGGGUUAAGCCGGAGCAGGAGGCGCGUGGGGAUGCGCCGGCCCUUCCCUGCUUGUAGAGACAGGAAUGCGUCCCGGUGCUGCUUUGUACAACUCACAGCUGUACAAAGGAGGAGGAGGAGGAGGAGGGGAUGGGAAGCGGGUGCCUCCUCUCUCUCUCUCUCUCUCUCGCUCUCUCUCUCUCUCCAGACACAUGCUCUCUAAGAAGACAUGUCGGAGGCUAUCCAAUGCACUCUGGUGAACUGCAGCUGUCAACGCUUCCAACCAGGGAAAAUAAACCAGCGACAAUGUGAUCAGUGUCGGCAUGGAUGGGUAGCACACGCUUUAAGUAAACUAAGGAUCCCAAAUCUCUGUUCCGCAAGCCAAGUGGAAAUAGUCCAGUCUAAUGUGGUCUUUGAUAUCAGCAGCCUCAUGCUGUAUGGAACGCAAGCCGUUCCCAUCCGUCUCAAAAUCCUUCUGGAUCGUCUUUUCAGCGUCCUGAAACAAGAAGAGGUCAUACACAUCCUCCAUGCUCUGGACUGGACACUUCAAGACUAUGUUCGUGGAUAUGUCUUACAGGAUGCUUCUGGAAAGGUCCUGGAUCACUGGAGCAUCAUGACUGGCGAAGAGGAGUUGGCGACUUUGCAGCAGUUUCUACGUUUCGGUGAAACAAAGCCCAUCGUCGAGCUCAUGGCAAUUCAGGAGAAAGAGGGGCAGUCUGUCAUCAUCCCGUCUGCAUCGGCUAACAUGGAUAUAAGGGCAUUCAUUGAAAGCUGCAAUCAGAGGAAUCUAGCCUUGUCUACAUCUUUAGACAAAAUUAACCCUGUGAACAUCCAUCACUUCGAAAAUGUGGUGCACAACAUGGCUUUCAUGCUGCCGUUUCAGAUUUUUAGCCCGGUGCCUCCACCUCUUAUAGGUUCACCUCCUGAGAGGCUUCUGAUGGAACAACCUCAGGAUAGCAAUGAUCUGAAGCCAGAUGUUCGUACACCGUUUUCAGAAAACAUCUUCUUGAUGCCCAAUGCUUCAUUUCAAGCUGAAAAAGAGAAGGCUGCGACCAGUCCAGAUACCAUGAAGCCAGAGCAGGAUGUUUCCCCAAGGGAUAUGAACUCUCCGAAUGCCGACGCAAGGCUCGAAGUGAGCCAGGUUUCCCCACAAAGUCAGGCGAAAUCUAUUGAAAAGAAUGGAACCGGGAUGAGGAAAGGGCGUGUUUUUUGCACUGCGUGUGAAAAGACAUUUUACGACAAAGGAACGCUGAAGAUCCACUAUAAUGCUGUCCACCUGAAGAUCAAACACAAAUGCAUCAUUGAAGGCUGCAACAUGGUGUUUAGCUCUCUGCGAAGUCGGAAUCGCCACAGCGCCAACCCCAACCCUCGGCUCCACAUGCCUAUGAACCGAAACAACCGCGACAAAGAUUUGAGGAAUGGGUUGGCCGUCAACGGACUGGAAGAGAUCAAAAAGACGGAUUUUCCCUUAUUACCUCCAGAUAACAGAUCGGUUCCUAGCUAUGGAAGUUCUUGCAUUGAGUCCAAAGUGCAACCAGGUUUUCACGGCGCUGGACAAAACGGCAUUCUCUUUCCAAACCUGAAGACAGUCCAACCAGUUCUUCCUUUCUAUCGCAAUCCGGUUGCUCCAGCAGAGUUAGCAAACACACCGGGCAGCCUUCCUUCUCUCCCUCUGGUUUCCUCCUCGACGCCUGAGCCGUUGGUUUCCAAUGAAUCGCUUUUUGGGGUGCUGCCUAAGAAAAAAUCCCGUAAGUCUAGCAUGCCCAUCAAGAUAGAGAAGGGAGCUGCUGAAAGAGCAAGAGUUGUGAAUGAAGUUGCCAGCUUGGAAGAUGACUUACCUCCACAAGUGGUCCGUGAAGGGCAAGCGGAGAUGCAAAAGUCCAGGGGAGAACACAAUGUGAACCAUUCUGUAGACAAGCAAUCCCAUUCAGAGGUAUCGUGGAAAUCUUUUUCUGAAGUUGAAGAACCAAAAUCUUUCAAGUCAAAUAAGCUGGGCAUCAAAGCAGAUGAAUUGCAUCACUCCGAGAAAAAGGAUAAGCUAGAACUGAGCAAAUUGUUACAAACAACUCCGAGUGAAAAUGGAUGUGAAGAUCUAAAUCAGCAACGUGAUGGAUUCAAAGCAGCUGCCGAAGCCCAUGGCUGUCUUAAGGGGCAGUUGAAUUGCAAGGUUUUUGGGAAUGACUUCUCUGAGUUGCAUCUCCACUUGCUGCGUGGGAGUGGGUUCGGAUCACUCUCCAGUAGAAGUGCAGCCAUUCCUGGGUCCGAAGCCUUGAAAGAUAUGGAUUAUGUCAAUCAACAUGCCCUGGGGCCUUCUAAGGGAGAUGGUUGCUUCCACUGUGACAUCUGUAAGAAGACUUUUAAGACCCCUUACAGUGUAAAACUGCAUUUCAAAAAUGUGCACCUCAAAGAAAUGCAUCUUUGCACGGUGCAGGGUUGUAAUGCUGCUUUCCCUUCUCGCAGAAGCCGGGACAGGCAUAGCUCCAAUAUAAAUCUUCACCACAAGCUUUUAACCAAAGAUCCCUUGGAAAUGAAGGAGAACUGCUUCGAUGAAACAUACCUCUUGAAGGACACGGCGAAAGAGGCUGUCCCAGAUGACUUCUCGAAAAGAGACCUCAGGCAACAGACAUCUGUCAUCUUUAAAGGGAUGAACAAAACUGGCAGCCUAGUCUUCCCAAUGAGCAAGAUGGGGGAGCCUUCUCCUUUAAGCUAUGGGUACGACCCAAUACAUGAUGGCGCCGUUCUGGAUUUGAGCACCACAUCAAGCGUCAAGUCAGAGAGCAGUGGCCAUUCUUGGGAUUCAGACGGAGGUGAGGACGAUGAUCCCAGAGCUUCAGAAGACAGCGAGGAAAGCUGUGAAAGUACCUGCUUAAUGCCAAAUGAAGAACUCUACCAAGACUAUUCUCUGAGAGACAACUCAGACCCAAGCUUCUCGAAUCUACCUUCCAGUUUGCCCAUUACCUGUGAUCUAUGCCAAAAAAGCUACAGCAACAAAGGGACUUUCAGGGCCCAUUACAAAACUGUGCAUCUCCGUCAGCUCCACAAAUGCAAAGUCCCGGGUUGCGACACCAUGUUUUCUUCUGUUCGGAGCCGAAACCGGCACAGUCAAAAUCCUAAUUUACACAAGAGCUUGAUCACGUCGACACACAGCCUGCAUUGACAUCCUCACCGUUCCAGAGCAACCGACCUUCUUUCUCCAGUCAAGCAUUUCAGAUCUUUCUUUUAUCUUUUCUGAUUUUGUAAAGGUGAUCUAAUAAGACCUGCCUGGUUUGCUGUGCUUCCAGUAUGUUUUACGCUGAGCCCACUGGAAACGCAAAGCAAAAUUCUGCGAUGCUUUGUCACUGAUUUAAAAUGUGCACAAUUUACUUUUUGAAAGUAUGGCUUUCACCACUUAGGUAUAGAUGUUAAUAACGCAAGAACAUUAAAAUGAGGGGAAGAUGGUGUUAAAAGCGAAAGGUGCUCUUCUUUUAUUUUUGCAAUAUGAGAUGCAGAGAAGAUAUGAGAUGCAAUAGACUCUCGGGCUGCAUCUACACUGUUAUAUAAUCCAGUUUCUGAAUCCCAGUUAUAUGGCAGGGUAAAAAAAAAAAUACACAUUUACACAGAGAUCAUUUGUAUAAUCCAGUUCAAAGCAGAUAAUCCAGUUUCACAAACUGGAUUAUAUGACAAUGUAGAGCCAGCCUCAUUUAACCGGCACCCAUGAAGCUUAAUAGAUGUUGGAUAAAUGUAGUUUCUGGUUGUUUGAGAGCCUCAGUUAACUGGCACCCAUGAAGUUUGUUAGAUGUUGGAUAAAUGUAGUUUCUGGUUGCUUGGGAUCUUCAGUUAACCGGCUCCCAUGAAGCUUGAUAGAUGUUGGAUAAAUGUAGUUUCUAGUUGCUUGAGAGUUGCUAUUAAAAUAGGCCUAAUACUGUAUCCCAUACUAUAGGUAAAGUAA